This is a messenger RNA of Exophiala spinifera, 1530 nucleotides long. RefSeq lists its product as uncharacterized. The transcript is spliced from 4 exons. Lineage: Eukaryota; Fungi; Ascomycota; Eurotiomycetes; Chaetothyriales; Herpotrichiellaceae. Gene Ontology annotation, molecular function: transmembrane transporter activity. Gene Ontology annotation, cellular component: membrane. The coding region runs from base 1 to 1530 and encodes 509 amino acids. Gene Ontology annotation, biological process: transmembrane transport. The record is from RefSeq and is a predicted model, not a curated record.
AUGGCAGAAAAAUCCGGGAACACCGAGUUUCAAAUUGAAGAUACUGGGGCGGGUCCGGACUCCAACCGCAUGACCAAAGUUGACACCUUGCAUGGCGAUGAAGCUGUAAUUGUGCUUGAAGCCUAUGAUGGCGAGUCGACUUGGACAAAGGAAGAGGAGAGGCGUCUGGUCAGGAAAAUCGACUUGCGACUACUACCCAUCCUCAUCAUGACGUUUGGUCUUACCUUCUAUGACAAAGUGCAAUUGGCGCAUGCUGCCAUCUUCGGAUUGACGAAAGAUCUUGACCUAUUGGUGGGAAACCGCUAUUCUAUGUCUUCGUCGAUAUUCUACCUUGGGUAUAUCUCAGGAUCCUAUCCAGCAGUACUUCUCGCACAACGCUAUCCUAUCCAAAGGGUAAUAUUUGGCAUCACCUUCGUUUGGGGUCUGUGUGUCAUAUCUUGUGCAGGAGCUUUCAACUACCAGGGUCUCUUUGCCCAACGGUUUUUCCUUGGUGUUCUCGAAUCAGGCAUUUCCCCAGUCUGGAUGAUGGUAGUUGGGGGCUGGUACCGCAAAGAAGAGCAGACUUUUCGUAUGGGAGUCUGGUAUUCAGCGGCUUCCAUAAUGUCGCUGCUUGCUCCGAUUGUAAAUUACGGCCUUGGGCAUAUCAAUGGGUCCCUAGCCCCCUGGCGGUAUAUGUUUAUCGUCGCCGGUGUCAUCACUACAUUAUGGGCCUUUGUUAUCCUGUUUGUUCUGGAGUCGGACCCAAUUCACGCCAAAAGCCUCAACGAACGAGAGAAGUUUAUCGCCAUUUCUCGCCUAAGAGAGAAUAACUCUGGCAUUCGGAACAGGCACUUCAAAGCCCCUCAACUCUGGGAACUUCUCACCAGUGCUCAUUUUUGGCUGGUGUUCUUCAUGGCCGUUACUAUCAACGUGUCUAAUGCUGUCCCAACCACCUUCAAUCCAAUCAUUAUCAAGGCAAUGGGAUUUAGCGGUUUAAAUGCGCUACUUCUGACAAUGCCUACUGGAGGUGUCGGCUUAGUCACCACCCUUGGAACAGCCUUUCUCAUGGCCAAAUACUCAAAGCACAAUUUACGGACCUUGGUAAUCGCAGGCGAGGUAUCCCUGAUGCUUCUAUCGUGUUGCCUCAUGUGGCAACUACCACAUGCGGCCGUGGGGGCCAGGCUAUUCUUUCUGUACCUCCUGUCUUUUUACCCUGCGGCCUAUUCACUCAUCAUGAACCUUUCAAUCGCAAACGCCGCAGGGUAUACCAAAAGAGCCCUGACUUCGUCGGGAUUGUUUGUCGGCUACUGUUGUGGGAAUCUGAUCGGACCAUUUUUGUUUUUGGAACACGAAAGGCCACUUUAUCAUACAGCGUGGACUUCGAUCACAGUUCUAACUGCCAUUUGUGUCCUUCUCGCCUUGACUUACAGGCUUCUAUGUCUCUGGGAGAACAAGAAACGAGAAGAUGCUGGGUUCACAGAGUCCUUUGAGCAUGCUUACGAGGACGACGUGACCGACAGGAAGAACCCCCAUUUCCGAUACAUCUAUUAG